AUGAACAUAAUAAUACGAACCCACAUCAAUCAGGUGGCCAUUGACAUCACCACAGAGGCCCAGCGACUCUUGGAGCUCCGAGGCUUCGAAGGGCUGAAGCAGCAGGCGCAGCAGGCCACCCACCUGGCCGACUCCGCGCUGAGCCGCGCCGCCGCCGCAGUCACGCGCAACGCGGCGCGCCAGGGCCACGACCAGCAGCAAGCCAGGCAGGGCUCGGAGCUGGCCGAGGGCUGGGAGGAUGUGUUGCAGAGGGCCGACCUGGUGGGCCAGCGCCUCAUCGCUGGCGCCGUGGUGGUGGCCGAGCUACGGGCGGAGGUGGAAGAGAAGCUUGGCUUCACCUGCUCUGGGGGAAUCGCCACCAACAAGAUCCUCGCAAAGUUGGGGUGCGGGCUGCACAAGCCCAACCAGCAGACGCUUUUGCUGCCCCACGCGGCGCCGGUCCUUUUGGCAGACCUGCCUUUGGAUCGCCUGCCUGGCUUGGGCGCAAUGUUCGGCCAGGAGGUGAAAACUGGUGUUGGGGUGGAAACCUGUGGCCAGUUGCUGGAGAAGCAGACAGAGGUGUUGACUCAGUUCCCACACAAAGGCGCGUGGCUGAUCGCGUUAGCACGCGGGGAGGACUCAGCCGCAGAGCCGGUCAAGGACCGCCAGCUGGUGAAAAGCCUCUCUGGUGGCAAGACCUUCUUCGGCGGCAAGCAGCUCAGGUCCGUGUCAGAGGUGGAGUAUUGGCUCGGGGAGCUUGCCGGAGAGCUUCACCGCCGCUACAAGGAGCAGGUUGAGAAGCACCAGCGGGCGCCCACGACUAUCGGAGUGCAGCUGACGGUAGACGCUGGCCGCAAGGGCCAGUCCAAGGGCCUGGACAGCUCGGCGCGGCAGCAGCCCAUCGACCUGGGCCGAGAUGGCACCUUGGAGCAGAUCCACGGGGCGGCGAAGGCUUGCUUCCGGCGCUGGGUGAGCAGCGAGCCCUUGCAGAUCGCCGCUUUGGGGCUGAGCCUCACGAACAUGGUUUCACUCGAGGCGUCCACGGGAUCUCUUGCCAAGUACUUUGGCAAGAGCAAAGCCGCGAAUUCAGGUGAGCCAUGUGCCCGCACAUCGAAACCGCAGGCGGGUCCUUUGGGCGCUUCUUUUGCCAAAGGGGCGCGCGCUGCGCCUCCGGUCUCUGACGGUGAAGUGGAUGAGCGCGUUUUGGCUGAGCUGCCGUUGAACAUCCAGCAGGAGAUUCGGGACCAGCUGCGGCUGAAGCGCCCGGGGAAUCUGCAGGAGCCGGCGCCAAAGAAGCCAUGCGUGGUGGUGGAAAUUGAGUGA
Messenger RNA from Effrenium voratum, 1302 nucleotides. NCBI's taxonomy places the organism in Eukaryota, Dinophyceae, Suessiales, Symbiodiniaceae. The record is from the annotation of a GenBank genome assembly.